AUGCUAGAAACAACGAAACCACUGAAUGUCUACUGUAAUAGCGAAAGUGGCUACGAUUCCCCGCAUGCAAGUGUUGAAUCAUCCAGAAGAAAUUCGAUUGGAUUCAAAGAAUAUGUGAAAAGUCGGCGUUACAGUAUGAUGAGUAAACCGAAUCGGGUAACGAUACCAAUACCGUCAACAUGCGAUGCUUCAAGGAGAACAAGUAGUUCGGAUUCAAACGUCGAAUCAUCUGUUCCUGACGAUUUAGACGAUAUUGACCUAUCACCGAGACCCCUAUAUCAGCGAAGGAUGAGUGUGCCAGAAAAAGUGUUUCUUAGUGCUGACUACGCAAUCCUGCGACCAUCGACAGAAGCAGAUGUAAAAUUUGAAAUAGUCGCUGCUUUUGAUCGUUAUACUGAUCCCUAUCGUCAUUAUAUGCAAUCUCUCACCUGUUACGAUCUCCAACCUACCCAUGGUGCUGUGGUUGUGAUUGAUGGGGAUUUGAAGAUUCACAAAGCCUUGACAGCUUUGAGCCAAUGCGGUCAUCAAGUCGCCAUCGUAUCCAACUUGGACGUCAAAGGAGGCUUCGGAAUCAUCACGGUGACGGAUUGCCUCAAGGCCAUUGUUCUAGCUUCAGAGGGAGUGCAAAAAGUUGCCGAACAAACGGUUGCUCAGUUUCUAAAAUCGAACAAUCGGAAACAGCUGGUGACGACCGAUGUGAAUACGAGGUAA
This is a messenger RNA of Cylicostephanus goldi, 711 nucleotides long. The record is from the annotation of a GenBank genome assembly. NCBI's taxonomy places the organism in Eukaryota, Metazoa, Nematoda, Chromadorea, Rhabditida, Strongylidae.